AUGUCAGGUCCCAUUCCACACCAUCUGGUCACUUAUUGUGGGCCUGGCCAAACACUUAAUGGGUUUGAUAAAAAAGACCUUUUUGGUGCCCAUGGGGCAGAAAGGGUUAAAAAUAAAGUUACAAUUAUUGAUAUUCAUUAUAUAGUAUCAUUUCCUACAGAUGCAAAAAUAACUGAAGGAAAAAAGCCUCGUGAUAUUGAAGAUGAAGGACUCUAUGUAGGAAAAUAUCCCAGUAUUACAUCACAUAAUAUUAGAAAAUUGGAAAAUAGAUUUUUAAAACAGCAAGAUAAAAAAUGGUUUGGAGAUAAUGGUAAAAUAACAAUGCAACCAGAUCCAUGUAAAAAAGUCCCUAGUAGGCCUUUGCCACUAAUCAAGCAAAAUGAAAACUUGGAAUCAACUUACAGAAAAGCAAUAGUUGAAAAUAAAGAAAAUUGGCUUUUUGACAGACAUAAAAAUCCCGAGAUUUGGCACCAACUCGAUAUUGACAUUUGCAGCAUUUCGUUUAAUCAUCAUUCAUUAUUCAGUAAAGAACAUGUUCUGGUUGCGAGAUUAGUAGAAUUAGUUAAAAGUUAUAAUGGAUAUCUUUUAACUGAUAAGGGAGUAUCUUUAUCCCAAAGGUUACAAGCAUUAAGAUCUGCAGUAAACCAAUUAAAACAAAUGAAUAAACAAGAUGAAGAUAACAGAAUUUCAGAAGAAAGAGAGGAACGAUUAUGCCAUUAUCAAGAAGAUAUUAAGCAGAUUCGAAAGUUAAGAGACGCAAGAGAUGUGGAAAAUAAACGACUGUUAAUUGCUAUUAAAAGUCUCUGGGAAGAAAUACAAAAUCUGAGAGAAACACAAAAAUAUGCAAGUAGUCCUGUAGAACUGACUAUUCAUGAAGAAUAUAUUGACUUAGAUGAUGAUCAGAAAAUGUGGAAUAAAGAAAUUGAAGAAGAAUUAGAAGAAGAGAAAUUGAUGUUCAAUAUUAAUUACAAACAAGAAUUGAAAGAGUAUCAAACAAAAUUAGAAAAAUGGAAGAAGCUACACAAACAGAAGAAACAAGCUCUUCAAAGUAAGAAAUUAAAAAAGAAGUUAAGCAGACAGAAUACAGAAGAAGAAUUAGCUACAGAUAGCAAGAAUGAAGAAUCAGAAAUACCGUCAAAAACUGAAGAAAUAAUUUCUCUAGAAGAUAUGCCCAAACCUCAACCUCCGAGUAAAUUUGAUGAAGAAAGGACAUUAGAAAUAAUUACGCAAAAUGCAUUAGAAAUACGAAGAAAACCAGGUGAGCCUAAAUUGUUUCCAGAAAUAACUAAUAGUGGAAUAGUUACAUCAGCAUCUAAUUGUUCAAAAUUAGAACAAGCAAGAAGAAAUGAAGUUUCAAAAAGAAAAAUAUAUUUUAAGAUAUUUUAUAAUAAUAAACAAGUUUGUCAAACUACUGAAAGAUCUCUUGGGCAGGAAUUUACUGCAACCUGGGGACAAAUAUUUAAGUUGUGUAUUGUGCAUAAGCCUCAAAAUGUAAAAAUUGAGAUUUUUGAGAAAAAUGGAGUAUUAAGCACACGUUUAGCUGAUAUAUGGCUUCCAUUACCCGAUCCGUCCCUUACUACAAAUAAUGUUCAGUUAUUGGAUCAAGAAUUCUGUUCAGAAGAAGUGAUUACAUAUCGUCACGCAGGAAUUGGAAGUGGUGUUGCCAUCCAUUAUUUAAAAGAUGAUCAAGCAACUUGGCUAUUAACAAAUGGUAUACUAAAAUGUAGUUUAGCAUGGGGAAUUAAUAAAGAAGGAAAAUCCUUAGGCCCCAAAAUUACUAAAGAAGCAUCAGCUGAAUUGAGAUCUCUUCAUGAAUUUGACAAAUUAAUGCAAAUAAUUUCUACUGGCUUAGCAAGUAUACAAGGAUUACGCAACUGGGUUGAACAGUGUCAUCUUGAUCCAAAUGAUCCAGCUAAUUCAUGUAUAUUUCACGCAAUGCAAGUAAGAACACUAGAAUAUAUUGACUUAGAUGAUGAUCAGAAAAUGUGGAAUAAAGAAAUUGAAGAAGAAUUAGAAGAAGAGAAAUUGAUGUUCAAUAUUAAUUACAAACAAGAAUUGAAAGAGUAUCAAACAAAAUUAGAAAAAUGGAAGAAGCUACACAAACAGAAGAAACAAGCUCUUCAAAGUAAGAAAUUAAAAAAGAAGUUAAGCAGACAGAAUACAGAAGAAGAAUUAGCUACAGAUAGCAAGAAUGAAGAAUCAGAAAUACCGUCAAAAACUGAAGAAAUAAUUUCUCUAGAAGAUAUGCCCAAACCUCAACCUCCGAGUAAAUUUGAUGAAGAAAGGACAUUAGAAAUAAUUACGCAAAAUGCAUUAGAAAUACGAAGAAAACCAGGUGAGCCUAAAUUGUUUCCAGAAAUAACUAAUAGUGGAAUAGUUACAUCAGCAUCUAAUUGUUCAAAAUUAGAACAAGCAAGAAGAAAUGAAGUUUCAAAAAGAAAAAUAUAUUUUAAGAUAUUUUAUAAUAAUAAACAAGUUUGUCAAACUACUGAAAGAUCUCUUGGGCAGGAAUUUACUGCAACCUGGGGACAAAUAUUUAAGUUGUGUAUUGUGCAUAAGCCUCAAAAUGUAAAAAUUGAGAUUUUUGAGAAAAAUGGAGUAUUAAGCACACGUUUAGCUGAUAUAUGGCUUCCAUUACCCGAUCCGUCCCUUACUACAAAUAAUGUCCAGUUAUUGGAUCAAGAAUUCUGUUCAGAAGAAGUGAUUACAUAUCGUCACGCAGGAAUUGGAAGUGGUGUUGCCAUCCAUUAUUUAAAAGAUGAUCAAGCAACUUGGCUAUUAACAAAUGGUAUACUAAAAUGUAGUUUAGCAUGGGGAAUUAAUAAAGAAGGAAAAUCCUUAGGCCCCAAAAUUACUAAAGAAGCAUCAGCUGAAUUGAGAUCUCUUCAUGAAUUUGACAAAUUAAUGCAAAUAAUUUCUACUGGCUUAGCAAGUAUACAAGGAUUACGCAACUGGGUUGAACAGUGUCAUCUUGAUCCAAAUGAUCCAGCUAAUUCAUGUAUAUUUCACGCAAUGCAAUAUUACAAUUUAUAUUUCAACAAAUCAAAUCAAAAUUCAAUAGAUUAUUUUCGUUUGGAACCACUUCAGUCAGAAUUUGAUUUUGUAACUGAAGAAGAGUUAAAUAACAAUUCAAGAUUUCAACUUCUUCAACUGCGUUCUCGUGAAGCACCGGAAUUCAGAAAUUAUCAUAUGAUACCUGCAUAUGAAAAUGAAAUUCCCAAAGAUAUUUUACAAACAAUGGAACAUCAUCAAAUACCAGAAAGAAGAGGAAGUAAAGGUGUUCCAGAAAGCCAUCGAGAGAAAGCUUCAAAAUUAUUAAAACAGAUAAGAGAGCAAGUUUUGAAAAGAUUUUAUGCUGCUCAGCAUCAACGAGUUUUGGAAGAUGUUGUAAUUGAAGAAGAAGUUCCAUCAAUACAAACGCUUGGUUUUAGCUUGUUUUCAUUAAUGCAAACUCAAAGACCUCUUUGUCCUACACGAAAAGAAAGAAAGAAAAUGACAGGUCAAACUGUUGCUAGCACAGAUAUUAAUAUCAUUGUAACUGUGAUGCAUGCACUAAAUGUUCCCGUCAGAGUUGAUAAUGAUAUAUUAAGAGGAACUAUAAAGCACUCUCUAAGUGGAAAAGAAUCGAUUACUGAUAGAUUAAAUGCAUCUGUUCGUCCUUAUGUUGAAGUGAUGUUUCAGAGAGAGACUGCCAGAACUCAUGUGAAUGAAGGACCUCAUCCAACUUGGAAUCAAGAAUUGCAUUUACCUUUUAAAGCUCCUAGUGAUGAUUACUCGCCUACAAAUUUAGAGACAGUACAAGAUAUUAUAUAUUUAAGCUUAUUUGAUGAAGUUGUGGUAGAUGUUUUAGAAGACGACAGAGAUCGUGAUUCCACAGUCCACACAAAAAUGGAACGACAUUGGCUGGGAGACCUAAAGAUACCUUUUACUACUCUUUAUUUGAAUUCUAAAAUUGAAGGAACCUUUAGAUUAAAUGUUCCUCCUGUAUUAUUAGGCUACGAUUAUGAAGCCAGACCCUGGUUAAUGGGAGGCAUGUCCAAUGAAUUGGAAGGAAGACAUACAUAUUUGUCGUUAUUUCUUACAAUAGAGCCAUGCUUGCAGUUGCCAGAAGUAUUCAGACAGAAGUAUGAAAGCUUAGAACCAGAAAGGAUUUUACAAGAAGUAGACGUCUGGGAUUCCGAAUUUCGCCUACUUUUUCCUGAUAGGUCGAUACGUACCAUGGCCAUAGAUAUUAGUGGGAAAUGGAUUUUAAUUCCACGAUAUUUAUGUCCACUCAAGCCUCCGGAACAAAUGAUUGACAGUUUGCAAGACAAAAUGGAAAUAAUGGAAACACUUGCAAGAUUUGUCUCUGUUAUUCCAACUCGGUCAGACAGUGUAGUUUUCCCUGGUAUCUGUGAUAUUUGGUCAACAUGUGAUCAAUUCCUUCAAAUGCUGAUGGGAGAUGAAGAAGAGCAUGCUGUUUUAUUGUGCAAUUAUUUUUUACACACAAAGAUUAGAGCCAUGCUGCUGUUGGGAUCUGCAAUUCCCGAAGGCUUGACAUCUUAUGUCAUUACAUGGGAUGAUAAAGAUAACAUUUGGGUCUGGAAUGCUUCACUGGGUCAACGUUUCAGUAUUCAAGAUUCGUACAGCCCUCUUAGACAUGUUUAUUGUCUUAUAAGUUCAGAUAAUAUUUGGGCUAACAUCCAGAAAACUGAUAUUCCUUCUCAGAUGACUUUCGAUCUUAAUUUGACCAAAGACUGGCGGCCUUUUUUCCGUCGUAAUUUUCCUAAUCCCGGCUUAAACACUAUUCAGUCUUCCAAUUUAAGUUAUUCUCCUGUUGAUCUGCAGUUUGCACAAAAGUUACAAGAAGAGUUAGAAAUUAUGUUAAAAGAUAGCAUCAUGAAAUGGAGACGACGAUUUCGCACUUCUUGGAAUAGACAUUGCAUGCAAGCAUUGCGCAAUAUUUUACCUCGAUUAGAAAAGAAUUUUGGAAGAACAGCUAGUUUAGAAUCCUUAAGAGAACUUGAACAGAUUCUAACAUCAUAUAAGAUGUGGGGUUUUCCCUUAUCGAUGCCUUACACAGACGAGAAAGCUGUAGUUGAUGCUGUUUAUGCAUCUGGAGUCCACCGUCUAGAAGAAAAGAACAUGGAAUUUGCAGUAGCUGUAUAUGUUCAUCCGUAUCCUUGCAGUGUGUUUGCUGUUUGGAUUUAUGUUGCUGCUUUGAAAAGAAGAAGCUAAUUUAGAAUGGAAUGUACCAGAUGUACCUAGAAACUUAAGAAUCACUGACAAAAUUAAAAAUGAGAUUUUGUCCAAAAAA
This is a messenger RNA of Centruroides sculpturatus (bark scorpion), 5296 nucleotides long. It is a transcript of the gene Cc2d2a, whose product is annotated as coiled-coil and C2 domain-containing protein 2A-like. The transcript is spliced from 36 exons. NCBI's taxonomy places the organism in Eukaryota, Metazoa, Arthropoda, Arachnida, Scorpiones, Buthidae. The coding region runs from base 1 to 5217 and encodes 1738 amino acids. The record is from RefSeq and is a predicted model, not a curated record. Gene Ontology annotation, cellular component: ciliary transition zone. Gene Ontology annotation, biological process: protein localization to ciliary transition zone; non-motile cilium assembly.